AUGUCUUACUUCAAAUGCUUCCAUUUUUUCAUGGUCAUUUUGCAAGUCUUUGCUGCAAAUCCCAUCUUCUCAUUAACAGAUUCCUCCCUCACUCAAAAUCAGCUCUUCACCAACUUCCUAGACACUGCCAAGAAUCCUGAGAUUUUUGAUUGGAUGCUCACAGUCAGAAGGAAGAUACAUCAGUUUCCGGAAUUGGCCUAUAAAGAAUUUCAGACCAGUGAACGAAUAAGAGGGGAAUUGGAUAAGUUGGACAUCUCUUAUAUACACCCAGUUGCAGUCACCGGCGUUAUUGGCUACAUAGGAACUGGAAAAUCACCUUUUGUUGCAAUAAGAGCUGAUAUGGAUGCUCUUCCCAUACAGGAAUUGGUGGAGUGGGAGUUCAAGAGUCAAGUACCUGGAAAGAUGCACGCUUGUGGUCAUGAUGCUCACACUACCAUGCUUCUUGGUGCUGCAAAAAUUCUCAAACAACACGAACAAGAGAUACAAGGAACUGUUGUUCUUGUUUUCCAACCAGCAGAGGAAGGAAGUGCAGGGGCUAAGAAAAUUGUUGAAUCUGGAGCAUUGGAAAAUGUUAGUGCUAUCUUUGGACUUCAUGUGGCACCUACGACUCCAGUAGGUGAAUCUGGAGCAUUGGAAAAUGUUAGUCCUAUGAUGGCAGGAGCUGGUACCUUUGAAGCAAAAAUAAUUGGAAAGGGAGGUCAUGCUGCUAUUCCUCAUACUUCUAUUGACCCUGUUUUGGCAGCUUCUAAUGUGAUUGUUAGCUUACAAUAUCUAGUUUCUCGCGAGGCUGAUCCUUUGGACUCCCAGGUUGUGACAGUUUCAAAGUUUCAAGGAGGUGAUGCAUUCAAUGUGAUUCCAGAUUAUGUCACAAUUGGAGGAACAUUUAGAGCUUUUUCCAGAGAAAGCUUGGAGCACCUGAAACAACGCAUUGAGCAGGUUAUCAUUGCACAAGCUUCUGUGCUGAGGUGCAACGCGAGUGUGAGCUUUCUUGAAGAAGUGAACCCUUUAUAUCCUCCAACUAUAAAUGAUGGUGACUUGCACGAGCAGUUUCGCGAUGUCGCGGUGAAUUUGCUCGGUGCUGAUAAGGUUCACUUUGACAUGCCGCUGGUCACAGCUUCUGAAGAUUUUGCCUUCUAUCAAGAGGCUCUUCCUGGCUACUUCUUUGUCCUUGGAAUGCAGAAGGAUCAUCGGACUGAUUCGCUGCACUCGUCGUAUCUCAUGAUCAAUGAAGAAGGGCUUCCUUAUGGAGCUGCACUUCAUGCAUCGUUAGCUGUUAACUAUCUUCAAAAAUAUCAGCAAGGGGAAGAGAAAAUAAAUGAAUGGUAA
Molecule: messenger RNA, 1326 nt
Organism: Lotus japonicus
Lineage: Eukaryota; Viridiplantae; Streptophyta; Magnoliopsida; Fabales; Fabaceae
Product: IAA-amino acid hydrolase ILR1-like 4
Exons: 4
Coding region: 1-1326 (441 amino acids)
Biological process (GO): auxin metabolic process
Cellular component (GO): endoplasmic reticulum
Molecular function (GO): IAA-Ala conjugate hydrolase activity
Source: RefSeq, a predicted model, not a curated record